Messenger RNA from Coregonus sp. 'balchen', 16657 nucleotides. The record is from the annotation of a GenBank genome assembly. NCBI's taxonomy places the organism in Eukaryota, Metazoa, Chordata, Actinopteri, Salmoniformes, Salmonidae.
AGAUGAGGCCAUAACACCGACCCUCUCUUCAUUACGUUUUUCACUGAAGACAAACGACAUCCGUCAUAUUUUAUGUUUUAUUUAUGUACUUCAUGAAAGCGAACAAGCUAUAUGUUAUUGUGAAGAUAGAAAGGGGAAGAACCCUUCGAUUAGCCGGUGCAGGCUAGCUGAGUUCGCUAACUUUCCUUGCAUUGUAGCUAGCUAGCUAGGUUGUCGUCGUAGUCACUGUGCGCUACGGUUUGUUAUUUGAUAGCUGCCAAUCCUUCGUGUGUAAAUUAAUCAUGGCAACUAGGCGCUUGACCGAUGCCUUCUUAUUAAUGCGGAACAAUGCAAUCCAAAAUCGGCAUAUAUUGGCUGAGCAAGUGAGUACAUACGACCCCCGUCGUACUCUGAGUACACGUAGCAAUGCUGCGGUGAGUCUAACGUUAAUCGUCUGGAUUUGACAUUUUAUGUAUGUGUGUGUGAUGAUGGCUAACACAUUCAUAAACUAACCGUAUCUUGAUUAAGUCUCCUCGUUAGCUAACUAGCUAGUGGCCAUCUACCAAACAUUAAUCUGAUGUUGGCUACUUUCUGCGUUUAGCUGUCAAGCUAGAACGCAGCAGCUAGGUACAGUUCGCUGUCAAGCUAGAUGCGCACAUUUGCCUUGGCUUGAGUCAUGUCACAGAGGCAUGCAUUUGGAGUACUGAUGCCCUCAACUUGCAUUUCCUAUCUAGCCAACACAUUUGACCAGCUCAGUUUGCUACCAAUAAUCAAAGAGCGUGCAUUCUCCUUUGACAUGAUUACAUCAAUUGAAACAAUGCAUUUGUCAGAGUAAGAAAUGAAUUAAAAGUUUAGAUAAAGGUAGAACAUGAACUUCAAUUUAGGGGCAAUGUUCAGUACUUGAUAAAGAAGUCAUAACAGUGCAUGCUGGAAUGAGUUGGCUUGUCUUUUGUUAAACAGAUGGUCAAAUGUAACAAUUGACAUGUUGCAUUUAAUGAGGUGUUUGUUUAUAGUCUUUCUCAAACCUACAUCUAAAAAGAUGGUGCUUUGCUCUCAGUUUUAGAUUUAAUUGAUCCUGUGCUUCGUAUUGGGUUGUUAAACUGUUAUUUUAAAGGUAUUUGACAAACUUUACAUUAAUAUAGCCUUGGCCUAGUUGUUACUAAGAUAUUUGUGUAUGGUCAUUUAGAAUACCUAGUUUGCACUGUUGGUUACUGAUAUAUAUUUUCUAUUUUUCAUUAUUGACCAGGAUGCAGGGCCUUUUACAAAUGCUGUCUAUGUAAGUCUAUAAUAUCUUAGCCUAUUUAUUUUGCAUAGUUUCAAAACUCUAAACAGUUUUCCCUUUCAGUCCCUCUUUCAUUCACCCUCUUACUUUUGGGCUCGAAGGUGUUUUGACUGUGGGACCAUUAUUGUGUCUAGCAGCUUCGAAGUAGAUCUUAAAUCCAGACAUUGAAAUGCCUUCUUUUCAUCCACCUAAUUGUGGAUAGUAGCUUGGAUAGGCUACUCAGAAUUGAUCUGGCACUGACAGCACCAACGGCAACAAAAAUGAUUUAAAAAAAGUUAAUGUUUGUUCGUAUCUGAAGAGGAAGCGUUAGGCCCAAUUCAUUACAAGACAAAUCAGUCGUCUGGUGUUUUGGGGAAUGGUAAUGUUUGUUUGGAUCAAAGAGCAAAUCCAGGCUUUGAGUUUAUGAUUGAUAUAGCUUAGGUGCUCCUCCUCCUUGUUUUUAUGGCAUUAUUUCUCUUGUAUGGUGUUCUGUGUGCUCAUGCUGAGUGAUCUGCAUGCAUAUCAAAAUCCUGUUAUAAUGCUAAUUAUUGGCCUGCAUCUUUCCUUUCUCUAGGCCUAUAUGAAAUGCUUCUGUGGUUAGGAUAAUCAUUUGGGAAUCGGGGACAUAGGCUAGCCCUAUAUCUUUGCCUUCACACACACACUCAUGUCACACUUCACUGACCCAAUGUAUUUAGGCCUAGCAUAGAUUUCUCAAAGACAGACCUACAUUUUUUAAAAGAGUGAUUUUACAGGUUUGAAGAACCUCGAUUGAUAUAAAAAUGGUCAGUCACAGAAUCUGGUGACUCAAAAUGAGACAUUUUGGAACAUUUGUAUGAUCCCUCUUUAAACGGUAUCUGUGACAUUGCAUGCAAAAUGUCUGUGUGAAGCUGAUCACUGCUUUUUGUCAGGGGCUCACUUACUGUUACUUCUGUCUCACGUCAUUUAACCUCUCCCUCUCUCCUCAUUGGAUGGGACUUCGCUGGUGUCUGCCAAUCACAUUAGGAGCUUGAUGAGGUACUGUCCAAUCUCCUCUUAUCCAAACUGUACUAUUAGUCACAAGGACCUAUUUUUCUGGGGGGGAAAUAAACCAUGCGUUGUAUGGAAAGUCUGCAAACAACAAUGCUUGAAAUGGGUAGUGAUAUGCUGUGUAAUAUCUGUGAUGUUCCUGUCAGUUGGCUGAUGACCGCAUGGCCCUGGUCUCCGGGAUAAGUCUGGACCCAGAAGCUGCCAUCGGAGUCACCAAGAGACUGCCACCCAAGUGGGUAGAUGGGGUAGAUGAGGUAAGAACCAAUCACAUGCUUUCUACAUUACUUCAGUAUGAGAAGUUUUGAUUUUUGAUUUUUCUAUAGAGUGCAUUCGGAAUGAAUUCAGACCCCUUCACUUUUCCCACAUUCUUUUAACGUUACAGCCUUAUUCUAAAAUGGAUUUAAAAAAUAAUAAUUCUCAUCAAUCUACACAUAAUACCCCAUAAUGUCAAAGUGAAAACAUGUGUUUAGACGUUUUUGCAAAUGUAUUAAAAAUAUCAAAAUUGAGCUCCAGUGCGUCCUGUUUCCAUUGAUCAUCCUUGAGAUGUUUCUACAACUUGAUUGGAGUCCACCUGUGCUAAAUUCAAUUGAUUGGACAUGAUUCGGUAAGGCACACACACCUGUCUAUAUAAAGUCCCACAGUUGACAGUGCAUGUCAGAGCAAAAACCAAGCCAUGAGUUUCGAAGGAAUUGUCCGUAGAGCUCCGAGACAGAAUUGUGUCGAGGCACAGAUCUGGGAAGGGUACCAAAAAAUGUCUGCAGCAUUGAAGGUCCCCAAGAACACAGUGGCCUCCAUCAGUCUUAAAUGGAAGAAGUUUGGAACCACCAAGACUCUUCCUAGAGCUGGCCGCCCGGCUAAACUGAGCAAUCGGGGGAGAAGGGCCUUGUCAGGGAGUUGACCAAGAACCCAAUGGUUAGUCUGACAGAGCUCCAGAGUUCCUUUGUGGAGAUGGGAGAACCUUCCAGAAGGACAACCAUCUCUGCAGCACUCCACCAAUCAGGCCUUUUAUGAUAGAAUGGCCAGACGGAAGCCACUCAUCAGUAAAAGGCACAUGACAGCCCGCUUGGAGUUUGCCAAAAGGCACCUAAAGGACUCUCAGACCAUGAGAAACAAGAUUCUCUGAUCUGAUGAAACCAAGAUUGAACUCUUUGGCUUGAUUGCCAAGGGUCACGUCUGGAGGAAACCUGGCACCAUCCCUACGGUGAAGCAUGGUGGUGGCAGCAUCAUGCUGCGGGGAUGUUUUUCAGCGACAGGGACUGGGAGACUAGUCAGGAUCGAGGGAAAGAUGUACGGAGCAAAGUACAGAAAGAUCCUUGAUGAAAACAACAUUCUCCAGAGCGCUCAGGACCUCAGACUGGGGCGAAGGGUCACCUUCCAACAGGACAAUGAACCUAAGCACACAGCCAAGACAACGCAGGUCUCUGAAUGUCCUUGAGUGGCCCAGCCAGAGCCAAGACUUGAACCCGAUCGAACAUCUCUGGAGAGACCUGAAAAUAGCUGUGCGGCGGCGCUCCCCAUCCAACCCGACAGAGCUUGAGAGGAUCUGCAGAGAAGAAUGGAAGAAACUCCCCAAAUACACGUAUGCCAAGCUUGUAGCGUCAUACCCAAGAAGACUCAAGGCUGUAAUCGCUGCCAAAGGUGCUUCAACAAAGUACUGAGUAAAGGGUCUGAAUACUUAUGUAAAUGUGAUAUUUCAGUUUUGUAUUUUUAAUACAUUUGCAAAAAUUUCUAAACCAGUUUUUGCUUUGUCAUUAUGGGGUAUUAUUGUGUGUAGAUUUAUGGGGGGAAAAAAUGAUUUAAUCAAUUUUGGAAUAAGGCUUUAACGUAUCAAAAUGUGGAAAAAGUCAAGGGGUCUGAAUACACUGUAUAUAUCAUAUUUUUAUUCACAGUGAACGAAAGAUACACAUUUAAAGACAUUGUACAUUUUUCCCCUUUUUGUCCCCCCUCGACCAAUCUUUGAGGCUAAGGGAGGAUUGAUAGAUUUCCAAUCCAAUAAAAUUAUUCUGCAGGCCAACAGGGAGGAAAAGGCAAUGGCAUCUCGCUGUCUAUUGGUCAGGGAAGGAUUGUUGUUUGGUAGUCCAAAAAUAGCCUUUUCUGCACUAGGCUGCAACUCUAUAUCAAAUGCUUCAGAAAGGGUUUUAAAUAAAGUGGACCAAUAGUCUGCCAGACGGGGACAGGACCAGAACAUGUGAGUCAAGUCCACCAAGGAGCUUUUACACCUGUCACAUGUACCAUUCAUAUUUGGGUAGAAUUUGGACAAUCUGUUCUUAAUGAAAUGGAUACGGUGAAGUACCUUAAACUGUAUAAGGCUGAGCCGGGUACAAGAGGAGCUUCCAUUUACUCUAAGUAAGGCACUAUUCCAGACUUCAUCAGAGAUCUCUCCACCAAUUUCCUUUUGAGGACUUUCUUAUUAAAGGAGUAGUUUACUAUUUUACAACUUGAUGUUAGAUGGUCCCUCAUCCUGAAAGUAGUCUAUGGGUCAGGAUAAACUAAUCCAUGGUUCAGUUUUCUUUAAACAGCCACUACAAACGUCAGCUUACUUUAGCCACCACAAGCUAACAAUCAAUGGACGUGAGCAUGUAUUUUUUUGUUUUUUUCUAAUGGUCAAAUCGCCUUUUAAGUAACAUCUAACCAAAUAUGGAGUUACUUUCAGGGUGAGGAACAAUCUAACAAGUUGUAAAAUAGUGAACUAAUCCUUUACGUUUAGGCUAUUACAUAUGCCUAGUUUCACCACCAUAAUGAAACUAUUGAGCUAUAGAUACUUCAGAAAAUGUCAGCCUACUAAUAUUAGCCUAUACCAAAUUCCAAGAUCCUGUGUUAGUCUUCUUUAAAAUUGCAUUUUUAUUGGAGCUUUCAGUGCAUGUGCUGUUCUCUCGUGCAUCUGUGUUAAUCCUGUGGUUGCGUGGGCUUUCAGAUUCAGUAUGAAAUCACACGGGUCCGGCAGAAAAUGAAGGAGCUGGCCGCCCUCCAUGAUAAGCACAUGAACCGUCCCACCCUGGAUGACAGCAGUGAAGAAGAGCAUGCCAUAGAAAUCACUACUCAGGAGAUCACACAGGUUGGUCAGUGACAGAGGAGUCCAUACAAGAAACUCCAUUGAACGAACUUUGAAGCGUCACUACUAUUAUUAUCACCUAGGAUACCUACUGAGGCAAAAGGUGGCACACCUCAUAAGUGGCCUUCUGGAAAAGCCACCGCCUAUAAGGAGUGCCUAACUAUUGUUGUUAUGAAUGGAGCUCUUUGUUUGACAAUAUGAUCUAAAAAUAUUUAAGACUUGUACAUGUUUACAUUUGUGCCUUUUUAUAAGGGCCUACAGUAUACAGUGAGGGGAAAAAAGUAUUUGAUCCCCUGCUGAUUUUUUACGUUUGCCCACUGACAAAGACAUGAUCAGUCUAUAAUCUUAAUGGUAGGUUUAUUUGAACAGUGAGAGACAGAAUAACAACAACAAAAUCCAGAAAAAUGCAUGUCAAAAAUGUUAUAAAUUGAUUUGCAUUUUAAUGAGGGAAUUAAGUAUUUGACCCCUCUGCAAAACAUGAUUUAGUACUUGGUGGCAAAACCCUUGUUGGCAAUCACAGAGGUCAGACGUUUCUUGUAGUUGGCCACCAGGUUUGCACACAUCUCAGGAGGGAUUUUGUCCCACUCCUCUUUGCAGAUCUUCUCCAAGUCAUUAAGGUUUCGAGGCUGACGUUUGGCAACUCGAUCCUUCAGCUCCCUCCAUAGAUUUUCAAUGGGAUUAAGGUCUGGAGACUGGCUAGGCCACUCCAGGACCUUAAUGUGCUUCUUCUUGAGCCACUCCUUUGUUGCCUUGGCCGUGUGUUUUGGGUCAUUGUCAUGCUGGAAUACCCAUCCACGACCCAUUUUCAAUGCCCUGGCUGAGGGAAGGAGGUUCUCACCCAAGAUUUGACGGUACAUGGCCCCGUCCAUCAUCCCUUUGAUGCGGUGAAGUUGUCCUGUCCCCUUAGCAGAAAAACACCCCCAAAGCAUAAUGUUUCCACCUCCAUGUUUGACAGUGGGGAUGGUGUUCUUGGGGUCAUAGGCAGCAUUCCUCCUCCUCCAAACACGGCGAGUUGAGUUGAUGCCAAAGAGCUCAAUUUUGGUCUCAUCUGACCACAACACUUUCACCCAGUUCUUCUCUGAAUCAUUCAGAUGUUCAUUGGCAAACUUCAGACGGGCCUGUAUAUGUGCUUUCUUGAGCAGGGGGACCUUGCGGGCGCUGCAGGAUUUCAGUCCUUCACGACGUAGUGUGUUACCAAUUGUUUUCUUGGUGACUAUGGUCCCAGCUGCCUUGAGAUAAUUGACAAGAUCCUCCCGUGUAGUUCUGGGCUGAUUCCUCACCGUUCUCAUGAUCAUUGCAACUCCACGAGGUGAGAGCUUGCAUGGAGCCCCAGACCGAAGGAGAUUGACAGUUAUUUUGUGUUUCUUCCAUUUGCGAAUAAUCGCACCAAGCUGCUUGGCGAUGGUCUUGUAGCCCAUUCCAGCCUUGUGUAGGUCUACAAUCUUGUCCCUGACAUCCUUGGAGAGCUCUUUGGUCUUGGCCAUGGUGGAGAGUUUGGAAUCUGAUUGAUUGAUUGCUUCUGUGGACAGGUGUCUUUUAUACAGGUAACAAGCUGAGAUUAGGAGCACUCCCAUUAAGAGUGUGCUCCUAAUCUCAGCUCGUUACCUGUAUAAAAGACACCUGGGAGCCAGAAAUCUUUCUGAUUGAGAGGGGGUCAAAUAUUUAUUUGCCUAAUUUAAAAUGCAAAUCAAUUUAUAAAAUUUUUGACAUACGUUUUUGUUGUUGUUAUUCUGUCUCUCACUGUUCAAAUAAACCUACCAUUAAAAUUAUAGACUGAUCAUGUCUUUGUCAGUGGGCAAAUGUACAAAAUCAGCAGGGGAUCAAAUAAUUUUUCCCUUCACUGUAUGCAGCCUGCUGAUGUAAUAUAAUAAUAAUAAUAAUAAUAAUAAUAAUAAUAAUAAUUGGUCAUUUAGCAGACGCUCUUAUCCAGAGCGACUUACAGGAGCAAUUAGGGUUAAGUGCCUUGCUCAAGGGCACAUCGACAGAUUUUUCACCUAGUCGGCCAUUCUUGUGGCCAUUCUUGUUAUAUAGUAGAAUAAGAACGUAUUUUUUUUUCAGUAAGCUUUUCUGCCGUGCUCUCUCCUUUGCUUUGGUCUGUGUAGAUUAGUGGUGUGCGGGUCAGCUGUUUGUUCACCCGCACCUGCCCGCAAUUGCUAAUAACCCAUCAACAACAUAUGAUGAAGUGAAAUCUGAGGCCUGCACCCGACCCUAACCCGCAAAUAUAGAAAAUGCGCUGUAGGCUACAGUCAGAUGGCGGACCGAUUUUUUUUUUAUUUAAAAAAAAUAUAUAUUUGACAGGAGGUGCAGGAAUUUUUCUUGUAUAAUUUAGAUAUGUUUCUGCUUAUAAUUUCUGACAUUUUGGUAGGCUAUUUGUUAGUCAACUUGUCUAUAAUUAGAAACAUGCAGCUUCUCUUCUGUCAUUAUAUGUUGCCCCAGAAGACUAAAUAAACCCUUCCUCACCAGAAUAAAUUAUAAUGAAUGCUUUAAUCUAGUUGACGUCAGUAUAACGUUUUCUCUGUCAUCGCUGCUUCUUUUGUGGAGCAAAGACAUUUAGGGACCGGGAAGAAAAUGCAAUAACUCUUUCUUUGCAAAAUUUCCAAAUUACGUCAGUUUGACAGGUUGUAAGGAAAUAGAAAGCUGUGAAAACGACGCAACACGUUUCUGAUAAGAUUUCAGUUUGGCCUGGAUGCAUAUUUUAUGUGGUUGAAAUACUAUCAGCUUUUAUGAUGCUGAUUAAAGAUAGCACCUCUACAGACAGUCCCUAACUGCACAUUCAUUCGCAUUCUCUCAAGAUGCUGAAACAAAUAAUAUUUAUCUACUCCUGUUCCCAAGUCUAAAUGUACAUUUAGUGAAUCACUUUACAGCAAUAAAUGCUUAAUUAUGCAGGAGUUAAUGUUAAGACUAUGUGAGAGGUUAUAGACCUACAGUCAGUUUCCAGAUUUCAGUUUCCAUUUCACCCAUCUACCCCAGUAGGCUACAGUUGCAUUGACGUGCCAUAGGCCUAUUUGAAGUUCCCGUCUUGUGACUGUCAAAUUUGUAUAGCACCUCAGAAUCAUCACACACAGCAUAGGCACUGCUAUCGUCCUCUUUUACCAUCUUUCCCAAACAUUCGUUUUCUGGCCAUCUUUUCUUUAUUUUCAACUCUCCAUUUCGCAGCUUUUCUCUUAUUUCUCUGACAUUGUCCUUUUUGCCUCAGUGGAUGACAUUAACUUUUUCUGCCCGUUCCCAAAAGCGUUUGGUGAUUGGCAUGUAGGCUAUUUGGCACGCGUAAAGUUUACGCACUAAUGCCAGAUAGCCUAAAAAUAAUGAAAUAAAAACCUCAAUGUAGCCUAUAGAUAUAAAUUGCACAAGAAUUAUACAUUUAUGGAUUUAUUUUCUCUUUAUUCAACCUGACGCCACCCGCCCGCCAUUCAUCCACACAAUAUUGAAUGACCCUAAACGCGCCCGCCCUACGGAUAUAACCACGGGAACUGUGGGUUGAGUCAACCCGUACAUCACUAGUGUAAUGUUCAUUAUUUAUUUUUGAAUUUAAAUUGAACAAAGGUCAAAUGUUUUUCUCUAAUAUGGCAAAGAUAUAUUGAGUGCUCUCUCCUUUGCCGGUGUGUGUAGAUGUUCCACCGGUGUCAGCGUGCGGUGACAGGUCUGCAGUCUCGCUGUGGCCACUGCACAGAGCAGGAGGAGAGGCUUUUGAGAAACGUGGUGUCCUCAUUGGCAGGGAGCCUGCAGGAGCUGUCCACCAACUUCAGACACACACAGUCCAGUUACCUGAAACGUAAGCGAGCACUCACUCAAACUGAACGGUGGUAUUUCACUUGUUACUGUAUUUACUCCUAUACCUCGCAGCUAUCUUCAUUUUUUCCUUUCCAUUAGUUUCCAUAUUCCAUCCCUCACUUCUCUCUCCUUGCACGAACUGGCACACAUACACCAAACACACACACUCUUCAUUUCUCUCGUCUUUGGUUUCACCUCCACCCUCAUCAUGUCUCUUUUAUUGUCAUAAUGUUGAUGUUUUCUGUUACAGGCAUGAAGAAUCGUGAGGAGAGAUCCAAGCACUUUUUUGACUCCGGCCCUCUAAUGGAGGAGGAUGAAGACAUAGCACUAUAUGACAGGGUGAGCUUGGAACUGACAGUGUAUUUUGACAUUUCCCUGAUCAGCAUCGGUGCUUAUACAUAUCUCUCGGGAAAAAUAUAAUAUCCAGGUGUAAUAAAUUAUAUAUAAUAUAGAAAUGCAUGUUUUUGUCUGCGAAUGUAAGAUACAGUAGGCAGGGCAAACCAGUUUUGGUGAUUUCUGGUAUAUCAAAAUAAAUCAAUCACAGCAUGUUUUUGGGCACAUUCAGCAGUUUUUACCUGGUUAAGUACAAUACCAUUGGAAAUUAAUGUUGAAAGUUCCAUUUAUAUUCUUAAAACUUAAGUUGAAAAUGAUGCUGUCGCUGCUUCCUGUUGACAAGACAUUUUGAUAAAUAGCCCAAUGUCAAAACUGUUUGUGUCCAAAUCGAUAACCAAUAUGCAGGAACAGUUUGUGAUAUAUUGAAAAUCUAAACAGCGCCUUAUAAACACACUAAUUAACUCUGCGUUCUAAGUCCUGCGCACCCCAGCGCGUGUGACAAAAUCAACGGUACAAAACCAAAGAUAUUUAUCUGUUUUAAGCAAUCGAUCUUAUGUCAUCGUGAUGACUAUAAACUUUUAUACUAACAUCACCAAUCUGCGGUAAAAAGGACGUGUAAUUCCACAAUAUUUUAUGAGGUGAAAAUGCAAGCUUGUGUACAGUAGUAACACAAACUGUCCACAUUAGGGAAAUUAGCACAAUAUAAGUUAAUAUGGCAAAAUAAUUAAACAUGUCAAUUUUAAGAUGAUAGUAUAAGUUUCCCUCUCACAAACUAUUGCAACAAUGCCUCUAUUUCUCCCUCAUUUAACCAUUAUAGAGUAAAAAAUGUCUUAACACAAUUUAACUGGCCGCUCUAGACUAGAGCCUCCGUAGUGUCUGAACGUUUGACGUCCCGAAUUCACUUAGUAAGGGAUGGAUCGGAAUUUACAUAAUGGGUACUUGGAGGAAAAUUAGGGAGGGUCAUGCUUUUUCAAUUUCCAUCAAGGGGAGGGUUUAGUAUUUUUUUUUUUUAAAUCUAGUUUAAGGGAGGUUCAUGUAAUUUGUAAUUUAUGAAAUUCUUAUAAAUAUUGCACGCGGACUAGCAUAUAGUGUAUGUUCAGUUUGAGAAGGAGAGCGCGAAGAUGAUGUGUACCAGAGGUCAACUUUGAUACCUUGUACUACUAUAAUAGAUUUUUAUUAAAAACAAUAUGUUUCUUGCCCAUUAUGUAUUUAUCAGAGUUAUUGACCUCACAAUAAGCAUUUACAUUACAUUUACAUUUUAGUCAUUUAGCAGACUCUCUUAUCCAGAGCGACUUACAGUUAGUGAAUACAUCUUUUUUUAUACUGGCCCCCCGUGGGAAUCGAACCCGCAACCCUGGCGCUGCAAACGCCAUGCUCUAUCAACUGAGCUACAUCCCUGCCGGCCAUUCCCUCCCCUACCCUGGACGACGCUGGGCCAAUUGUGCGCCGCCCAUGAGUCUCCUGGUCGCGGCCGGCUGCGACAGAGCCUGGAUUCGAACCAGGAUCUCUAGUGGCACAGUUAGCACUGCGAUGCAGUGCCUUAGACCACUGCGCCACUCAGGAGCCAAGUCCAUAUCACCUAUUUAUAUCAUGUGUGACUCAUGUCACCAUUUGAAAGCUUUCAAGCAAUUAAUAAAUGUAUUCUCUGAACAUCCAACAACACUAUCCAAUAGCAGGGUGUGUAUCUCAGUGUGUGUGUGUGUGGAGGCUGUUAUGACACAGAUUCGAGUAACUUACAUUGUGGUGCUGAAACUUGUAGCAUCAACCGCGGCACAAUCAAUCGGAAAUGGACUGCUCAUGGUGCUGAAAGUAGGCAAAUUCAAGUAGGCAUAAUUUUUUAUUUAAUUUUAUUUCACCUUUUAUUUCACCAGGUAAGCCAGUUGAGAACAAGUUCUCAUUUCCAACUGCGACCUGGCCAAGAUAAAGCAAAGCAGUGCGAUUAAAAACAACAACACAGAGUUACAUAUGGGGUAAACGAAACAUAAAGUCAAAAAUACAAACAGAAAAUAUAUAUACAGUGUGUGCGAAUGUAGUAAGUUAUGGAGGUAAGGCAAUAAAUAGGCCAUAGUGCAAAUUAGUUACAAUUUCGUAUUAACACUGGAAUGAUAGAUGUGCAAAAGAUGAUGUGCAAAUAGAGGUACUGGGGUGCAAAUUAGCAAAAUAAAUAACAAUAUGGGGAUGAGGUAGUUGGGUGGGCUAAUUUCAGAAUGGCUGUGUACAGGUGCAGUGAUCGGUAAGCUGCUCUGACAACUGACGCUUAAAUUUAGUAAGGGAGAUAAGAGUCUCCAGCUUCAGAGAUUUUUGCAGUUCGUUCCAGUUGCAUCCAAAGAACACCAUACCUACUGUGAAGCAUGGGGGUGGAAACAUCAUGCUUUGGGGCUGUUUUUCUGCAAAGGGACCAGGACGACUGAUCCGUGUAAAGGAAAGAAUGAAUGGGGCCAUGUAUCGUGAGAUUUUGAGUGAAAACCUCCUUCCAUCAGCAAGGGCAUUGAAGAUGAAACGUGGCUGGGUCUUUCAGCAUGACAAUGAUCCCAAACACACUGCCCGGGCAACGAAGGAGUGGCUUCGUAAGAAGCAUUUCAAGGUCCUGGAGUGGCCUAGCCAGUCUUCAGAUCUCAACCCCAUAGAAAAUCUUUGGAGGGAGUUGAAUGUCCGUGUUGCCCAGCGACAGCCCCAAAACAUCACUGCUCUAGAGGAGAUCUGCAUAGAGGAAUGGCCCAAAAUACCAGCAACAGUGUGUGAAAACCUUGUGAAGACUUACAGAAAACGUUUGACCUGUGUCAUUGCCAACAAAGGGUAUAUAACAAAGUAUUGAGAAACUUUUGUUAUUGACCAAAUACUUAUUUUCCACCAUAAUUUGCAAAUAAAUUCAUUAAAAAUCCUACAAUGUGAUUUUCUGGAAUAGUUUUUCUCAUUUUGUCUGUCAUAGUUGACGUGUACCUAUGAUGAAAAUUACAGGCCUCUCUCAUCUUUUUAAGUUGGAGAACUUGCACAAUUGGUGGCUGACUAAAUACUUUUUUUCCCCCACUGUAUAUACACAGAGAAUAGUCGGCCCGAGAAUUGAACCCUGUGGCACCCCCAUAGAGACGGCCAGAGGUCCAGACAACAGGCCUUUCCGAUUUGACACAUUGAACUCUAUCUGAGAAGUAGUUGGUGAACCAGGCGAGGCAGUCAUUAGAGAAACCAAGGCUAUUUAGUCUGCCAAUAAGAAUGCGGUGGUUGACAGAGUCAAAAGCCUUGGCCAGGUCGAUGAAGACGGCUGCGCAGUACUGUCUUUUAUCGAUCGCGGUUAUAAUAUCGUUUAGGACCUUGAGCGUGGCUGAGGUGCACCCAUGACCAGCUCAGAAACUGGAUUGCAUAGUGGAGAAGGUACAGUGGUAUUCGAAAUGUUCGGUGAUCUGUUUGUUAACUUGGCUUUCAAAUACUUUCGAAAGGCAGGGCAGGAUGGAUAUAGGUCUGUAACAGUUUGGAUCUAGAGUGUCACCCCCUUUGAAGAGGGGGAUGACCGCGGUAGCUUUCCAAUCACUGGGGAUGUCAGAUGUUACGAAAGAGAAGUUGAACAGGCUAGAAAUAGGGGUUGCGACAAUUUCGGCGGCCAAUUUUAGAAAGAAAGGGUCCAGAUUGUCUAGCCCAGCUGAUUUGUAGGGGUCCAGAUUUUUCAGCUCUUUCAGAACAUCAGCUGUCUGAAUUUGUGUGAAGGAGAAGCGGGGGGGGGGCAUGGGCAAGUUGCAGCGGAGGGUGCAGAGCUGGUGGCCGGGGUAGUGGUAGCCAGGUGGAAAGCAUUGGCCAGCCGUAGCAAAAUGCUUGUUGAAAUUCUCGAUUAUUGUAGAUUUAUCGGUGGUGACAUUGUUUCCUAGCCUCAGUGCAGUGGGCAGCUGGGAGGAGGUGCUCUUAUUUUCCAUGGACUUUAGUGUCCCAAAACUAUUUGGAGUUAGUGCUAUAAUUCAUUUCAACAGUCUUCAUUUUAAUUACACAUUACUAACAACAAGAGGGCUUUAUGUUGGAGCUUAUUUCUUCCUGUUUAAUAAAUAAGAGGUAGGCCUACGAAAUUAGGCUAUAGGAUGCUAUAUCCAUAGAUUUGUUGGUCAAUUCCUCCACCCACCAUGCACUCUUUAAAUAGCCUACCUCAGUGUCAGUGAAGGGCUGUUAAGUUAAAACCAAGACUCGAAUUGAGGGGGUAUGAGAGGGUAGGCCAUAGGCCUACUUUUUUAUUAAAGAAAAUGGUAAAAAGCAUAGGCCUACCCCUUGUUAGCUUAAGAUUUUAAAGAAAAUAAAACUGAUCCAAUUAUAUAAAGUAAUCUAUAACAGCGCCUGACAUUGAGGCUGAGCUACAACCUUCUAUAGCCGAGGAGACAAAACAUGUACUUUACUUGGAAAGUAAUCCAAUUCUGUCACUAUCAAUUGAUUUAAACUAUUCACUUUCUGUACAAUAGAAGAUGUUUAAACCCAGACAGCUUUUAGGGAAACACUUGGGUUAAGCCUUGAAAGAAGAGUAGCCAGCCGUUAAAGCUUACAUUUUUCUGCAUCGGUAGGCCUACCUACUCUGUCUGGGGUGGAAGGUACCAUGCUCAGAUUCCUAAUGACGUCUCAGAUUUCAUUAUUUGCAAACAGGGACAGUUUAAUUGCAAACAAGACGCACUGAUUUGGCAUUGGAGAAAUAUGAUAAGAUGUCCAUUCUUAGACUGUAAUUUCAGUCAUUUGUGUGGUAUUAAAAAAGAUUCUGCUAAUAUGUCAAAUAUAAUUGCAUGAAAUGUUUAUAAAAGGCUUUUUUUUUCUCUGACCUGCAAAUAAAAUGAUAGAUUAAUGCAAUGAUUUUACUAUGAAGGAGAUCUUUCCAUCCCUACUCUUGUCCAUGGUGGUCUGCGAACCCACAACCUUCAAAAUUCCUGCGUUUCCAUGUAAUGCAUACAGUACGAAGAACAGUUUCUAAAACUGCAUAUCUAAGGCUCUGGUCUGUCCAAGAAGUGAGGUUAAAAGGUAAACAUGUUCUCUGCUAUCCACUUUGUUUUAAUUAUUUUUUGUUGUUUUUUUCAAGCGUUCAGGGAGGGUUUAGGUAAAAUAUAUUAUGUUGAAGGGAGGGCCAUCCAUUUUCAUUUCAGAGAGGUCCGAUUUUCUCCACGUAACCCUUAUUAUAAAUAACCUUCACUCCCUAACAAGAAUGUGAGUUUCACUAAGUUGACUUGUUGAAGCCUCAUGAAAAUCGGCGGGGAGGAAAAAACCCUGUGUUCUUUGUUGUGCUUUAUCUUGAUGUAACAGGAAGUCACCCUUACAUUUUAACAAUACUCCUCUGAUUCAUCUGAUACCACAUGAUUUAUGUGGACAUCCACCAAAACGUUUACAUACCUUCAGUUUCUUUUCCUGAGAUGGGCAAAAUAACAUUUAUUUUUAAAGGAUUCCUCUUUUGCUGUGAGAUAAGCAAUAAAAUGCCAAGCCGUUUACUAAAGCAAUGCAAUUGUGUAAUCAGUUCGAAAGGUGCAAUGAGAACCUGGUCAAAAGUAGUGUGCUAUGAAGUGUUGAGAAAUAACUUGUUCCAAGGAUCAGGCAGAACUCAUUUUCCAGUUUAUAAGAGUUACUGGACAGCAGGGGAAAUUACCAGUGAAUAGCUCUAUUCAACUCAAGCAUUUUCAUAGUAAAUUUAGACUGUAACAAAACAAUUUUUCCCCCACAGAAGGGAAUAGGGUGCCAUUUGGAACGUAGACAAAGUUCUAUUCAGUGAGCCCAUAUUUCUGAUCUCUCCCAGGGGUUUACAGAUGACCAGCUGGUCCUGGUAGAGCAGAACACAGUGAUGGUGGAGGAACGCGAGAGAGAGGUCAGACAGAUAGUCCAGUCCAUCUCUGACCUGAAUGAGAUUUUCCGAGACCUGGCUGGAAUGGUGGUGGAACAGGUCUGUGAGGGAAACCCUAUUCAGUGUUUGGAAACAUAACAACACCAUCAUGUGUCAGUAUGGCCCAUGGAUAUAUGACUUUAUGUCUUCCCAACUGAUUGUUUCUUUCUUUGUCCAAUAUCAGGGCACAGUACUUGACAGAAUUGACUUCAAUGUGGAGCAAUCGUGUGUCAAAACAGAAGAGGGGUUGAAACAGUUACAAAAGGUGAGGACACAACGUUAAAGAUUGUUGAUGUUUCAGAUGUGUGUAGUGCACAAUGGUUAAAACGAAGCCCAAUUGAUGAUGUCCACGACAAGGGGAAAUGUGUUAUCUUGCCCGCAAACUUAAUUAUAACAUUUUCUCUCUGAUUUCUUUCAGGCUGAACAGUAUCAGAAGAAAAACCGAAAGAUGCUGGUCAUUUUAAUCCUUACCGUAAUAGUUGUUGUUCUAAUACUUAUUCUAUUUGGGACAAAGUUCUAGUGAUGCAUUCCUUUGCUUUUGGUAUGUCUGUGUGUCUGUUUGGUGUGCAUAUGUGUGCUUGUAUGAGGGUCUUCUCUGUACUUCAAACAAUGCUGACUACCUGUCCAACUUUCCAAUCACCCUUCCAAAAUCUCUCGCUGUAUGGCUCAUGGAGAUGUGUUGAAUGCAUGAUCCUUAAGAGAGGACAGCCAGGGAGAGUUCCUAUUUAACUUUGGAACAGGCCUGCACACAUGCCCACUGUCUGCCCCAAUACACUCUUGAACAUAUCCUCCAUGUGUCAUGGUACUGCUACAAACAAACACAGAAAAAACACUCCUUAAAUUUCCUUGUGGUCGACUACUGAUUGUCAUGGCCAUACGUUUUGCUUUGUUUUUGGAGAAAAUAAGUGGUUUUCUUGUGAUAGUAAGCAUCAUCUGUCCAGUUUUAUUGUAAGCUAUAGUUGUAAGCCCUGCUUUCCCAUGUCUGUUAUUCCAAUAGAAUAAUUCUGACAACUCAGCUACUGCACAGGUGAAUACUGAAUGUCUAUGAACAUUUGUGUCUCGUGGUGUUGCUUUUACGGACCCUGGUCAUUGCAGACACUUGAUUCGUUGUGCAUUUGUUUCAUUUUCUGCUUUAUCAUGUUUCCUUUUUUAAAGAGGGAGAAAUUACAAGGGUUUUUGUGUCUCUCAGUGACUGAAGAACUACAAUACUGAUUCAUUGAUCACCAAAACUUCCUUUUGGAUUCAGAGCUGUACUUGACCAUCCUAAAUUCAUGUCUCUGUACCAACAGCAGUGUCUUUCAUGAUGUUGCACAUUUUAGAUCACUUGAUGACUGCUUUCUCUUGUUUCACGACCCUUUAUAUUGUUCGGUAUCGCUAACUGAUACAUCAGUUGAGUUUAUUAUUUAGUAUU